CACCGGGCGGCUGGGUGGGAGAAUCUCAGAAGAAACUUUUCCCUCUGUCCCCCGCACCAUCUCGAGUUGCUUAGACGACGCUGGCGGGGAAGACGCCCGUGCUUUGCCCAGGAGACGCCCUUCGGGACCCGUGCAGCCCUGCCCUCGGGGACUUCGGUCCAGCACGGGACCAGGUGGAAGGUUCCUACAGAACAGCCUGGCUUUCCUGGGCCGUCGGUGCUUCCUGGAGUUCCAUGGAAAAUGGGAGGCCUCCCGAUCCCACAGACUGGGCUGUGAUGGACGUUGUCAAUUAUUUCCGAACAGCAGGAUUUGAGGAGCAAGCCGGUGCAUUUCAAGAACAGGAAAUUGAUGGAAAAUCCCUGCUCUUGAUGACGAGAAAUGACGUGUUGACAGGACUUCAGUUAAAACUGGGGCCUGCUCUGAAAAUCUAUGAAUAUCAUGUAAAACCUCUUCAGACCAAGCAUUUAAAGAACAACUCUUCAUAGUAAA
Mus pahari (shrew mouse) is the source of this 489-nucleotide messenger RNA. RefSeq names its product sterile alpha motif domain containing 13 (gene Samd13). Gene Ontology annotation, molecular function: protein binding. The record is from RefSeq and is a predicted model, not a curated record. NCBI's taxonomy places the organism in Eukaryota, Metazoa, Chordata, Mammalia, Rodentia, Muridae. The transcript has 4 exons. The coding region runs from base 234 to 485 and encodes 83 amino acids.